Molecule: messenger RNA, 749 nt
Organism: Setaria italica (foxtail millet)
Lineage: Eukaryota; Viridiplantae; Streptophyta; Magnoliopsida; Poales; Poaceae
Product: 30S ribosomal protein S31, chloroplastic
Exons: 4
Coding region: 62-454 (130 amino acids)
Biological process (GO): plastid translation
Cellular component (GO): plastid; ribosome
Source: RefSeq, a predicted model, not a curated record
AUCCUCCCACCCACCAUUCCAACACGCUCGUCUUCCCUGUGCGCUCGCUCCCUCUCGUGCCAUGGCGCUGCUCGCCAUCCAGGGCAUGGCCAUGUCCACCGCGACCACCGCCCUCCCAUCCCACCACCACGGCGCAGUCUCCUCCUUUGUCUCCACCUCCUCCUACGCGCUCACAACCGCCGCCGCCUUCCCCCGCGCCCGCGCUACCCUCGCCGUCGGCGCCCUCACGUCGGCCACCGUCACUCCAGUUCUUGAUGUCUACUGUGGGAGAGGGGACAAGAAGACAAAACGGGGCAAAAGGUUCAACCAUUCAUAUGGCAAUGCGAGGCCUCGCAACAAGAAGAAGGGAACUGGCCCACCACGCCUUUUUGCCCCUCCAGCGCCUCCUAGGAAGGACCAGUUUGAUGAUGGGGAGAUCAUUCCAAUUGAGAUAGACGAAGACAUCCUGGAAUAGUAAACCGCCCUCAGCCUUGGCAGAUUCAGUGCUAUCAGCAUCUAGUGAGUAACUGGUCCAAGAUUUGUUUUCAACCAUACAUUAAAUGCCGCGCUCCAAGAAAAUAAGCAAUAGCAUUGCAGUUUUCAUGAAAUAACCAGUGUAUUGCUUAGCACUGGUGCCUACUGCUUCUAUCUCUUCUGUAUCCAUUGCUGUUGCCCUAAUUUCUACACUAUGUCUCAGUACUCUCAAGAGUUAUGGACUGUAUCAGACAGCUAAAUAUGAUCCUGACUAGUUGAAUUUGGACCUCAAAAUA